This is a messenger RNA of Myiozetetes cayanensis, 448 nucleotides long. RefSeq names its product interleukin-8-like. Gene Ontology annotation, molecular function: chemokine activity; CXCR chemokine receptor binding. Gene Ontology annotation, cellular component: extracellular region. The record is from RefSeq and is a predicted model, not a curated record. Gene Ontology annotation, biological process: neutrophil chemotaxis; cellular response to lipopolysaccharide; antimicrobial humoral immune response mediated by antimicrobial peptide. NCBI's taxonomy places the organism in Eukaryota, Metazoa, Chordata, Aves, Passeriformes, Tyrannidae. The coding region runs from base 35 to 448 and encodes 137 amino acids. The transcript is spliced from 4 exons.
UUGCUGGGACUGCACACCUCAGGUAUAAAACCUGAUGGGAAAUAGCACCAGAACUGGACAUCUGUCAAGAAAACUUUGCACAGCAAUGGAUGGCAGAUCUGUUGCUGUCGCUUUGGUUCUCUAUCUGGUCUCAAUAGCAGGGUCAGAAGGUAAGGCCCUGGAAAAAACCAAGGAAAAAGGCUCCCAGUGCCAGUGCAUAAGCACUCAUUCCAAGUUCAUCCCUCCCAAGACGGUUCAGGAUGUGAGAUUAAGCCAAAGAGGACCUCACUGCAAAAAUGUGGAAAUCAUAGCUACACUGAAAGACGGCAGGGAAGUGUGUCUGGAACCCACUGCGCCCUGGGUCCGGCUCACUGUAAAGGUUCUGCUGGCCAGGGCCAAGGACAAUACUGAGCCACCAGUCAGAGAGAAGUCAAGGAAAAAUACACUUUGGAAUUCUUCAAGGAUAUGA